AUUCUUUAAACGCUGCUCCUGUACAGUUUCUCGUAGUAUUCAAUUUUCCCUUCUGCAGAGCCGGCUCUCGCUGCACCAUUCCACGGAAAACGGCAGCUCCCAACCCAACCUUUCAGUAACAUUUCCUGAACAGAACGUGCAAUAUAAUUGCACUCUAGUACACCUUUGGCGGCAUAUAUACGAGUACAAUUGACAAGCAAUACUCGAUCUCAACUCCCUAGUUUGAAGUCUGCAAAUCUCACACGAAUCACAACAGAAACUUGAGUUUGUUUACUCUGCCUUCUAUACGUUUGCCUUGAAUAUUAAGAAUUUCCGUUUGAGGAGAAUGCCGCACACGCACGAGCAUAAAGAAAUCAAGGAGGUCCGCACAUCCGAUGGUCAUCUGGUGGAGUCAAUCAAGAACGUCUCGUCCAGCACGCAUGUCGACUCCGACACCCUGGAUACGGCGGUCACCCGUACGACCAUCAAUGCACCGCUCAUCCAUCCAACGACCACCGCGGUAUCCGUGAAUGCCGUCAGCGGAUUGGCACAGGAACUGCUGGGCGAAGGCCUGACCGCCUCGGUGGAGCGCGUGACAGCGGGAGCGCGUGACGAGAUCAUCUACGAAACGCCGGAGCAGUUGGAAAGGAAGCGGGAUCGCGAUGAAAAGUAUUACCGCGAAAAGGAGAAGAUUCGCGAGAAGCAUGAAAAGGAGAUAGCCAAGUUGACGGAAGACUAUCGCGAGAAAACCGAAAAGGAGACGGCGAAAAUUCGCAAGGAAAUGGAGAAACAACAUGAACGGGAUGUGGAAUUCCGGAGCAAAUUGGUAGAAGAUGCCAUUAAACGGCAAAAAGAAGAACUGGAACUGGAAGCCAAAUUCGCCAAGAAAGAACUGGAACGACAACGGGAACUGGCGCUGGAUGCACUGGAAAACAGCCGCAUGCACACGGAUAUCUCGGUCAACAUGGAUACCACGGCUGGACAUACCGUCAGCAGCGGUCAUGUUGACAAAUAGGUCAUGAAAGCAAAUAAUCAUAAUCCUUCAAUCACAAUUAAAGCACCACUUUCACAUCAAAACUGGAAAUCUUUCGACACUAAGAUAAACACCUUUCUCUGGCGUUGUAAUGCGCCGAUUUAUUCGCACGUACGCAUUUCCCGAGUUCAUUUGAUUUUUUAAUCACAACGAUGUACAAGGAUGUACGGUACUAUUUGCACUUCUCAAUAUGGAACGUAAUUUAUAACCGGAGGACAGGGAAUUCUUUAUGUCUCAUGGGUGAUUAUUGUGCCCCGUACGAAUGCCGUUGCAGAUUUUUGAUGCUUUAUCAAGUGCCAUUUUAUG
Paramacrobiotus metropolitanus is the source of this 1318-nucleotide messenger RNA. Its product is annotated as cytosolic-abundant heat soluble protein 86272-like. The record is from RefSeq and is a predicted model, not a curated record. Bases 326 to 994 code for a protein of 222 amino acids. Lineage: Eukaryota; Metazoa; Tardigrada; Eutardigrada; Parachela; Macrobiotidae. The transcript is spliced from 2 exons.